This is a messenger RNA of Nicotiana tabacum (common tobacco), 471 nucleotides long. NCBI's taxonomy places the organism in Eukaryota, Viridiplantae, Streptophyta, Magnoliopsida, Solanales, Solanaceae. The record is from RefSeq and is a predicted model, not a curated record.
AUGGCUAAUGGACAAAGAUCUCAGGGGAUUAUGCAUGGCUUGUUGAGUGGCCUCAACUAUCUUCAUGUUUCCAAGAUCAUUCAUCGUGAUUUUUGUCCAACUAAUGUGCUGGUAAAGAAAAAUAUGGAUGAGUUCGGUUCGGCGUCGAUAUACACCGUCAAGAUUGCUGAUUUUAGUUUGUCACGAUAUACAGGAGCAGAGAAAGAAGGUUAUACUCAUACGGUUGCACUCCAGUACUAUUUAUGUUUGUCUGGUUUCCCCUUCUUUUCUUUGCUUACACCUGUUAUCCUUGGGCUAUUGUCCUCCUAUAAUAUACUUGUAAUUUUCGCCUGGCUUUGUUUGAUUCUAAUAAUAGUGAGAGAACUUGCUGCUGAAUGGGUUCUCGGUGUGCCAAAUGACCAAAUUUGCCCUGGUUUGUUAGCUUUGCACCAGCUUUUCGUUUACAAGCUAAUGAACGUCUCAAGGAAAUAG